This is a messenger RNA of Aspergillus welwitschiae, 2016 nucleotides long. RefSeq lists its product as uncharacterized. Bases 1 to 2016 code for a protein of 671 amino acids. Lineage: Eukaryota; Fungi; Ascomycota; Eurotiomycetes; Eurotiales; Aspergillaceae. The transcript is spliced from 2 exons. Gene Ontology annotation, molecular function: ATP binding; metal ion binding. The record is from RefSeq and is a predicted model, not a curated record.
AUGGCCUACAGUUGCUUCCUAGCUCUCACUACCCAGGAUCAGAUUGACCAUUUUACAUGUGAAUGGAACAAGACGGACCCAGUCAAGGGCUUUGUUGGCCAGAGACAUGAAUCUGUCAAUCUCACACUCUACCCUACGAAGACCAUAGUUACAAAGACCUAUAACAACAAAGUUGCUGCAUCAGCAGCAUGCUUCGACGGUUACCAAAAUGGUGAUGACAAGGAGUUCUGCACCCCUUGGAAUCUGACCCCAGAAAUCACAAGUUUCAUUACCACGACUAUUUUUGAACGCAACAAAGGGGCUGAUAAUAAGAGCCCGGUUAUCAUGAAGUUUAUCCUAUCCAGGGUAGACGGCUAUCUCGCUCGAUCCGACUUCUUAGAGCAGCGCUUAGAUGGGGUGAAGCACAUUGCCAAGGUGGUAGGACUUUUGCGUCCACUACAACAAGUCACGACCGCUCAAGUCCAGAUAGAUGGAACAGCGCAUGAUCUGAGCACACUUCUGUCGAUGUCUGUCGGUGCGGUCCUUCUCGAAACUGGCUCUGGCUCCGAUCUACACGACACCCUCCAGAGCGUCGAAGAGGCGCUCUGUAACCGGAUUUCAUAUCCAUGGGUAGUCCCUACAUCAAUUGUGCCAAAACGCCUUGCAUGGGUAGAAGGUCGCAAAGACGCGGAUACGAGCCGACGCAUGUACGAGGCGGCAGCAGCCCUGGGGAUCUCCCUGGUGAUCAUUGACAAGCCGGGGCAUUGGCUGCAGAAUGACAACGGCCCGUACGCCCAUCUCCGAGAAGGCUUUGUGGCCGCAAAUAUUGACGUGGAUGAGGGAUUUGUCGAUAGGAUCGUCACGGCCGUCCGCAGCUACGAUAAACCAAUUGAUGGCUUGAUGACAGUGAGCGAUAGCCGCAUGAUUGGGGUGGCUCGAGCGUGUGAGAUUCUCGGAUACUCUACCUCACCAUCUUCAGCCUAUAUCCUCGCCGGGGAUAAGUAUCGAACGCGAAUGAUGGAACCAGACACGCACGGGGCAUUUCGGGUCUUCGGGACGGACGAGUUAGAUAAGGUUCUUCGGUCCACCGAAGAAGUGUCUUAUCCCCUCAUCGUCAAGCCGUGCUUGGGGUGGGGAAGUCAAGCUGUCACCAAAGUGUCCACGGAAGACGAGUUAUUUCAAGCAGUUGAGAAAGCCUGUGACUGCCAUGCGCUUGGUCCACAGAAGCGAAGUGACGCCGUUAUUGAGCCAUACAUCGACGGUCCGGAAGUCGACGCGAACUUCAUCCUGCUAAAUGGCGAAGUGAUCUUUUGCGAGAUUAGUGACGACUUUCCGAGCCCUGGGGACCUAGACGCACAACAAAGCCAUAACUUCGUCGAGACUAUGGUCCAUAUCCCCUCAGCGCUUCCACCGCAUGAGCUGAAGGCCAUCCGGAAUGCGCUGCACCAGAGUAUUCUUCGUCAAGGAUUUCUAACGGGUACCUUUCAUUGUGAAGCACGUUUGCAGUAUUCGAGUCAUGAGUUCCGAAAAGACAGCGAGAAUGGGGUUGAGAAUUUGUAUCCUCGACAAGGUAAGACCAAUGAUGGGAAGAAGAGUGUGCGUGUGUACCUCCUCGAGAUAAACGCCCGCCCAGCAGGCUAUCUGGAGACUGUUGGCGUCAACUUGGUCUACGGAGUGGAUUAUUUCGCCCAGCAGAUGCUCUUCGCAGUCAAUGAAGAGCUUCGUUACAGGGCUUUGUGCCAUCCAUUCUUGAAUGGACCUCGCUAUAACCUCUCGGUGCUCGUCCUCCAAGAAGAUGUUGCCGGGAUCAUGAAGACCGAAGAUGCCACAGCGGAGCUCCUCCAUCAGUACCCCGAAUUGAAGCCACAUGUGCCGCUGUACGCGACAAUCAAGAAGAAAGGGGACAGAUUGGUGGGACCAAAGUCGAGCGAGGUCCAUUUUAUUGCCUGGAUGUUGGUCACGGCGGAGAAGAGACGCGAUUGUCUGCGGUUGGUAGAGCGGAUACGAAGUAAUUUCCGCUAUGAAGUAGAGUCAUAA